CCCGAUGGCACCGCGCCCUCCCGGCGGGUCCCGCCCAGAUAGGGACGCAGGCAGCGCAUGCCCUCCUGCGCCCCUCUCUCCCGCGCGCCAGUCCUCCCGCACAGCGGCUAGCGGUGCACGCGUUUCCCUCCUGCCCGCCGAGUGCAGCCAUGGCCGCCUCCUCCGCGCGGCCCGCUGUCCUGGCCAUGACCUCGCUGGCAUUGUUCCUGCUGCUGUGUCUGGGUCCAGGUGGCGUAAGUGGAAAUAAACUCAAGCUGAUGCUUCAAAAACGGAAAGCACCUGCUCCAACUAAGACCGAAGUGGCUGUUGACGAGAACAAAGCCAAAGAAUUCUUAGGCAGCCUGACGCGCCAAAAGCGGCAGCUCUGGGACCGGACCCGGCCAGAGGUCCAGCAGUGGUACCAGCAGUUCCUCUAUAUGGGCUUCGAUGAAGCGAAAUUUGAAGAUGAUGUCACCUAUUGGCUAAACAGAGAUCGGAACGGACAUGACUACUACGAUUAUCACCACCGUGACUACGAUGAAGAUGCUGCCAUUGGUCCCCGGAGCCCCCACAGCUUUCGGCACGGAGCCAGCGUCAAUUAUGACGACUACUAACCAUUUGUAACGCGGUGUGUGAGCAACCAGUAGCGAUUCUUUUUCCUCUUCCCAGUGUCUGGCACUAGUUGGUUUCUGUUGUGCUUUAUGUCAGCGGUUCUUUCUGUUCAUUUUCUGUGACCAGAAAGGAAGAAUUCAAACAAAGAAUAUAGAUGGCUUUUGGUAUUUCAUGCAAGUUCCUAACAGUGCAUUUUAGUUAAAAAUA
Messenger RNA from Pteropus alecto (black flying fox), 798 nucleotides. It is a transcript of the gene ECRG4, whose product is annotated as chromosome unknown C2orf40 homolog. The record is from RefSeq and is a predicted model, not a curated record. The transcript has 4 exons. Lineage: Eukaryota; Metazoa; Chordata; Mammalia; Chiroptera; Pteropodidae. Bases 150 to 593 code for a protein of 147 amino acids. Gene Ontology annotation, biological process: anaphase-promoting complex-dependent catabolic process; G1 to G0 transition; central nervous system development.